Molecule: messenger RNA, 3378 nt
Organism: Budorcas taxicolor (takin)
Lineage: Eukaryota; Metazoa; Chordata; Mammalia; Artiodactyla; Bovidae
Gene: C2CD5
Product: C2 calcium dependent domain containing 5
Exons: 29
Coding region: 124-3378 (1084 amino acids)
Biological process (GO): positive regulation of D-glucose transmembrane transport; intracellular protein transmembrane transport; protein localization to plasma membrane
Cellular component (GO): plasma membrane
Molecular function (GO): calcium-dependent phospholipid binding; calcium ion binding
Source: RefSeq, a predicted model, not a curated record
CGGGCAGAAGCCUCCAUCGGGGCCACUCCUCCGCCUGCCUCUCCGGAAUGAGGCCUAAGUUCCCGCACCGGAAGGCCCCCUUUCUCCUCCAAGAGAGCCCAAGAAGAGGCCGAAGCCGGGACGAUGCCUGGGAAGCUGAAGGUGAAAAUCGUGGCCGGGCGCCAUUUACCAGUGAUGGACCGAGCUAGUGACCUGACUGAUGCCUUCGUGGAGGUAAAAUUUGGUAAUACCACCUUUAAAACAGAUGUGUAUCUCAAGUCCCUCAACCCUCAGUGGAACUCAGAGUGGUUUAAAUUUGAGGUGGAUGAUGAAGAUUUACAAGAUGAACCUCUCCAGAUCACAGUUCUUGACCAUGAUACGUAUAGUGCAAAUGAUGCCAUCGGUAAAGUGUACAUUGACAUUGAUCCUUUACUCUACAGUGAGGCUGCAACUGUCAUCUCAGGAUGGUUUCCAAUUUAUGAUACCAUUCACGGUAUCCGUGGGGAAAUCAACGUAGUUGUCAAAGUAGACCUCUUCAAUGAUUUAAAUCGAUUCAGGCAGUCAUCAUGUGGAGUCAAAUUCUUCUGCACAACAUCUAUUCCAAAGUGCUAUAGAGCUGUAAUAAUUCAUGGAUUUGUAGAAGAACUUGUGGUCAAUGAAGACCCAGAAUAUCAAUGGAUUGAUCGAAUUCGCACGCCAAGGGCAUCAAAUGAGGCCAGACAGAGGCUCAUUUCUUUAAUGUCAGGUGAAUUACAGAGGAAGAUUGGCUUAAAAGUACUUGAAAUGAGAGGAAAUGCAGUUGUUGGGUACUUACAGUGUUUUGAUCUGGAAGGCGAAUCUGGGUUAGUGGUACGAGCCAUAGGAACAGCGUGUACGCUGGAUAAAUUAAGUAGCCCAGCAGCAUUCCUUCCUGCAUGUAAUUCCCCGUCCAAAGAAAUGAAGGAGAUUCCCUUCAAUGAAGAUCCCAAUCCCAAUACUCACUCAUCAGGACCCUCAACCCCUCUGAAAAACCAAACUUAUUCCUUUUCACCUUCCAAGUCCUACAGUCGACAGUCCUCUUCUUCUGACACAGAUUUGAGUUUGACACCCAAAACUGGAAUGGGAAGUGGUAGUGCUGGAAAAGAAGGGGGGCCCUUUAAAGCUCUUUUAAGACAACAGACUCAAUCAGCAUUGGAACAGAGGGGAGGAUCGCCUCAUAGGUUCUGUAGAAGGCGGGAAUUUCCAUUUUUCACCCUGACGGCAUUUCCUCCUGGAUUCCUUGUGCAUGUUGGGGGCGUUGUUAGUGCACGCUCUGUGAAGCUUUUGGAUCGUAUCCACAAUCCUGCCUUUGUCGGAAUUAUGGGUAACACAAGAUCUUACAAACUGCUAGACUGGAAUAGUUUCAAUUCAGAUGAACCAGAAACUCGAGAUGCAUGGUGGGCAGAAAUCAGACAAGAAAUAAAAUCCCAUGCCAAAGCACUAGGCUGUCAUGCUGUAGUGGGCUACAGUGAAUCAACUAGCAUCUGUGAAGAGGUCUGUAUUUUAUCUGCAUCCGGCACGGCAGCUGUACUGAACCCUAGAUUUUUGCAGGAUGGCACCGUGGAGGGCUGUUUGGAACAGAGGCUAGAAGAAAAUUCGCCUGCAGGCUGUGGAUUUUGCCAUAUACCAUAUGAUGAACUGAAUAUGCCGUUUCCAGCUCAUCUCACAUACUGCAAUAACUGCAGGAAACAAAAAGUUCCUGAUGUUCUCUUCACAACCAUAGACCUCCCAGUGGAUGCAACAGUUAUUGGAAAAGGUUGUCUCAUUCAAGCAAGAUUGUGUCGCUUAAAAAAGAAGGCACAGGCAGAAGCAAAUGCCACAGCCAUCAGUAAUCUCUUGCCAUUUAUGGAAUAUGAAGUGCAUACUCAGCUAAUGAAUAAACUAAAACUCAAAGCAAUGAAUGCUUUAUUUGGACUGAGAAUUCAGAUCACAGUGGGCGAAAAUAUGUUGAUGGGCUUAGCGUCGGCCACCGGUGUGUAUUUAGCAGCUUUACCAACGCCUGGUGGUAUUCAGAUUGCUGGAAAGACUCCUAAUGAUGGCUCAUACGAGCAGCACAUAUCUCAUAUGCAGAAGAAGAUAAAUGACACGAUUGCCAAGAAUAAAGAGUUGUAUGAAAUCAAUCCUCCGGAGAUAUCUGAAGAGAUUAUAGGAUCCCCCAUUCCAGAACCUAGACAACGCUCAAGACUUUUGAGAUCUCAGUCAGAAAGCUCUGAUGAAGUUACAGAAUUGGACCUUUCACAUGGGAAAAAAGAUGCCUUUGUUUUGGAGAUUGAUGACACAGAUGCUAUGGAAGAUGUACAUUCUCUCCUCACUGAUGUCCCACCUCCUUCAGGCUUUUAUAGUUGUAAUACAGAAAUCAUGCCUGGUAUAAAUAAUUGGACAUCUGAAAUACAGAUGUUUACAUCAGUAAGAGUAAUCCGAUUAAGCAGCCUUAACCUGACUAAUCAAGCCCUUAAUAAGAACUUUAAUGAUCUCUGUGAAAACUUGCUUAAGAGCCUGUAUUUUAAACUCCGGUCUAUGAUCCCCUGCUGCCUCUGCCAUGUCAAUUUUACAGUCUCCCUCCCUGAAGAUGAAUUAAUUCAGGUUACAGUCACAGCAGUUGCAAUAACUUUUGACAAAAAUCAAGCUUUACAGACUACAAAAACACAUGCUGAGAAGUUAUUGCAAAGAGCCUCUACAGAUAAUGAAGAACUUCUGCAGUUUCCCCUGGAACUCUGUUCAGAUUCACUUCCUUCUCAUCCUUUUCCACCAGCUAAAGAACACCUGGAGAGUGCAAGUUCUAACUCAGGUAUACCAGCUGCACAGAGAGCAACGUCAGUUGAUUACAGUUCCUUUGCAGACAGAUGCAGCAGCUGGAUAGAGCUCAUUAAACUGAAAGCUCAGACCAUAAGGCGCGGAUCAAUUAAGACAACAGUGACAGUUGAAAAAGCAAGUCCAAUGGGUGAAGGAAACUUCCGGAAUCGUUCUGCUCCACCUUGUGCAAAUUCUACUGUUGGGGUUGUUAAGAUGACACCUCUUUCUUUCAUUCCUGGAGCAAAAAUAACAAAAUAUCUUGGUAUAAUUAACAUGUUUUUUAUUCGGGAAACCACUUCUCUACGUGAGGAAGGUGGAGUCAGUGGUUUUCUCCAUGCUUUUAUUGCUGAAGUGUUUGCCAUGGUGCGCGCACAUGUGGCUGCGCUGGGAGGGAACGCUGUUGUCUCCUACAUAAUGAAGCAGUGUGUCUUCAUGGAGAAUCCAAACAAAAACCAGGCACAGUGUCUUAUAAACGUCAGUGGUGAUGCAGUGGUUUUUGUUCGUGAAUCUGAAUUAGAAGUGGUGUCUACUCAGCAGCCUGCUGCCAGUUGCCAGCCCUCAUGUACUGGAGGAGAAGUCACAACCUGA